CGCCCCUCGUGCGUCAUUCCUCAAGCUGCAACUCAUUUCUUCUUCCAAGAUGCAACGGGCACUUGAGAAAAUACGACCACACACGUUAUCAUCACUUCCCCACCAGAAGACACCCGCCACUCUCUUACUUGCACUGGAAUCCACUAUCGAGGAGCAGAAGACAGAACGGACACCAACAGCGUACUUCGCCCUACUUUUGACAACGCUGGAUGGGAACAUUCAAAAACAAAAUGUUGAAAUGGGCGAGGGGGAUAUUCUUCCAGCUCUGCUAUAUCUACUAGCAACAAUUGCCCCAUUUGUGUCGCAACCGGUGCUUCGAUCCAACCUACCAACUGUUUUAUCCUUAACUGCACCAUUAUUUCCCUCCCUCCUCAUUCAUGCACCACCUCUUCGAUCUCAAUUGUCGCUAUAUCAUGCAAUAUUUACGUCCCUUGAUCGCUCUCAGCUCGAGCUAAGGGAUGUUCGUCAAGCAUUUGCGUCUAUAUUGCAACUUUGUCUUGACCCUCGCCCUAAAGUUCGUAAAAGGGCAUCUGACCUUGUAAAGGAUGUCCUCGCGUCGCCUCCCGCACCCUUACUGCAGCACCCUUACGCAGACCGUGUUGCAGAAUGGGUCACGGCAGUCCUUGUCGACGUCAAUCAAGGUCCACUCUCUCGAUCCAAGCAAGGGAAGUCUAGCCCGGGUGCAGAACAGGCUAUACAUCUAUUGGCAUUUCUACGCCCAAUUCUCUCAUAUCUUCCACCGUCCUCCUUGCCCCCGAUAUCCACCUUAAUUCUAUCCUUACCCCGGCUCGGAAACUCAUUUCUUUCUCAAGCUGCGUAUUCAGUAUUGUCAGAUCUUUGUUCCUUGAAUAUGGAAGAUGAUCAUUCACAUACGACCACUUCAAUCCCUGAUAUUCUCAAGGCAAUCCUUUCUUUCCCACCUUCACGUUCAGAUGCAUCUUUGUCUUCCACUUGGAUCCAUCUCAUUGGAGAAGCGAUGCUAGUGUAUCGACGAACAAAUCCAAGCGAAUGUUCUACCGAAGUCGGAAAGGCGUGGAAGACAAUAUGGGUGUUUUUAGAAUCGUCAGAUCCUGCAAUAAGAAAAGAAUCCUCGCAUGCACUUGGAGUCCUCUCACGAUGUUUCAGCCUAUCCAUGAUACAAGCGGCUGUCUCGGACAGCGAAAAGGCCGUCGUUGCCAAGGCCAUCUCCCAGAUUUCCAAAGCGCUCGAGUCGUUGACGUAUAAUCGCGCGGUUCCGGACCUAUUAGCUCUAACCUCUUCCUUGAUCGAAAAUCUGUACUCUAUUGAAGGUAGCACGCCGGCGCUGGUGCAGGAGCUGUGCGAUCCUCUUAUUAGACGGAUUGGCCAACUCAGGACGCAGAAAGGCUUCGAAUACCGAGAGUCUGCUGAUUCGACAUUGGGUACUGCAGUACGAGCUUUGGGACCACAAGUGCUGUUGAGCAUCCUUCCUCUGAACCUGGAACCCAAAGAUAGAGACGCAGGUCAUGAGCCGCGAGCUUAUCUUCUACCUUUAUUGGCACAGCCUCAUCCAUCGCCACUCUCUCAUUUCGUGGACUAUUUCGUUCCUCUCAGCGAACGGAUGUUCGAUUUAGAGCAGAAAGCCGAAACGGAAGGGCGGCAGUCUGAGAGCAAAGUCUGGCAUGUACUUGUGGCGCAGACGUGGGCAGGAUUUGCGGGGUACUGCCACGGUACACCAGACUUGGAGCAGUCGUUAACACAGGCCUUCUCGCAACUUCUCUCGCAGCUCCUGUACAGUCAAGUAGAGCUUAGGCCCGCUGUCUUGAAAGGAUUGAGAACCAUGGUGGAUUCGAAUCGUGCUAUCGCGGCGUCGACUGAAGGUGCAGUGAACCCGAAUCGUAUCACUGCGGAGUUGGCAAGCCGUAACAUCGAAUUUCUGCGAACACAAGCGGAGAGUUGGCUUGCCGUCUUCUUCAAUGUCUUUGGCAGUAUUGGCAGGGAUAGUCGCAGCUCUGUUGGAGACGUCAUUGCCUCUUGGGUUUCCAUUGCUGGAGAAUCGAACAUAGCCAAUGCGUAUGCUAAAGUCCUUGAAAUGUUCAAGACAAAUUUGCGUCAACCAUCCAAUGGCUCCAGUGACGGCAACAUGGUCAUAAUUACUCAAGAUCUUCUAAUCAUGAUUUUGUCCCACCUUUCUGCAGCCGACGCUAAUGCUCUGUUCACGCUUUGUUUGUCAGAAGAAGUUUUGUGUUCGAAAGACAACGGAGUGCAAAAACGAGGCUACAAAAUCUUAUCUAGACUUGUUGAAUGUAGCAACAUCUCGAUAGACACCGAAUCCGUGAUUCGUCAAUUAGGAGAGUACACUGAUGGUCUUGUUCCGGCUGCGAAGAAGGACCGAUUCGCUCUUUUAGCUUCUUUAGUACCUUCAAUCUCGCCCUCCGCUAUGCACCUCAUUCCAUCCUUGAUACCCGAAGCAGUCCUUGGGACAAAAGAACCUUCUGAUAAAGCCAGAAACGCUGCAUUCGAUCUUAUCAUCGCUAUGGGUAGAAAGAUGAGUGAAGGUGGUGUAGUCAAACGCAACAUGGUUGAUGGCAUGGACGAGGAUUCACAGGAAGAUGCCACUGCGAGCAUUGAAGAGUUCAUGAUGAUGAUAUCGGGCGGGCUUGCGGGUGCAACGCCUCACAUGAUCAGUGCAACUGUAACUGCAUUGUCGCGUCUGGUGUUCGAGUUCAAAGAUGCUAUUUCGACACAAAUGCACACCGAAAUAUUCACCACCCUCCUUGUGUUCCUCACUUCUGCGAAUCGAGAGAUUGUCAAAUCAAUUCUCGGCUUCGUCAAACUCGCUAUCCACUCGCUUCCCGUUGAAAUUAUCCGGCCACAUCUGAACGUUCUUGUUCCUGGUCUGCUGGGUUGGUCGCAUGAUCACAAGAACCAUUUCAAGGCCAAGGUUCGCCAUAUUUUUGAGCGAAUGCUGAGAAGAUUCACUUGGGAAGAAGUACACUCAUGUGCUGGCGAAGACGAAGCUGCAAAAGUUAUAAUCAAUAUCAAGAAGCGGAAGGAGCGCGCCAAACGCAAGAAAGCCAAUAAAGAGGAGAGUGACAACGAAGCUCCUGUUAAAGCCACAACCGGUGAUGCUUUCGAAGAUGUCUUAUACGGUAGUGAAAGCGAGCUUGAGGAUAGUGAUGAUGAACAAGAACCGUCGAAGCCAACCAACCCUCGGAACCAACGGAAAUUCGAAGGAUCACGUUUGCGGAUGGACAACGACGAGCCCAUGGAUCUACUCCAAGGGACGGCGUCUCGGGUGACAAAUGCACAAUCAAGUCGCCGUCGAAAGCCUGGGCAAGAAGCCUCACAAUUCAAGACGGAUGACGAUACAGGAAAAAUGAUCAUUGAUGACUCGGACAACGAUGAGGCAGGCGACACAAAGAUAGAUAUCGCUGGUGAAGCCUAUCGCGAGAGUGUUACGUCGGUAGAUGGUUUCAAGCGAGGAGCCAACGGCCGGGUCAAGUUCAACAAGGACACCAAAAAACGAAGACGAGAGGAUGGUGCUGCCGAUGAGGACGUCGAGAUGGGUGAUGGCGACAUCUCCGCCAAAGUUCAGAAAUCCAAACGGAAGAGUGAUGAUAAACUCGGUCAUGAAUUUAAAGCGAAGAGAGCGGGUGGGGACGUAAAAAAGGGUGCUUUGGAUCCGCAUGCAUAUUUGACUCUUUCCCAAGCAUCAAAACGAGGGGGGCGGAAGGGCCAGCCGCGGAUGGGUAUAACAGGAAAACGCUGAUUUUGGAAGAUAUGGUAUUCUUCCUGGCAUCUAGAGACGGUAUGAUACGAUAUACUGUACAUCUUUGACUCGUGUAAGAUGAUUGAAGGGUACAACGGUACAAUUUAUGCUCUCGUGUACGAGAAAUUCUUGAACUUCAUCCAUACAAUGUCUGGUCAUGCGGCGUCCCAAAUAGGCCUUGAUUCCAGC
This is a messenger RNA of Desarmillaria tabescens, 3919 nucleotides long. RefSeq names its product armadillo-type protein. The record is from RefSeq and is a predicted model, not a curated record. Lineage: Eukaryota; Fungi; Basidiomycota; Agaricomycetes; Agaricales; Physalacriaceae. The coding region runs from base 50 to 3730 and encodes 1226 amino acids. The transcript has 11 exons.